Molecule: messenger RNA, 2555 nt
Organism: Anopheles cruzii
Lineage: Eukaryota; Metazoa; Arthropoda; Insecta; Diptera; Culicidae
Product: peptidyl-prolyl cis-trans isomerase-like
Exons: 2
Coding region: 22-675 (217 amino acids)
Biological process (GO): protein peptidyl-prolyl isomerization; protein folding
Cellular component (GO): intracellular membrane-bounded organelle
Molecular function (GO): peptidyl-prolyl cis-trans isomerase activity
Source: RefSeq, a predicted model, not a curated record
UUCCGCCUCCUUCACCAGACAAUGGCUCUCGCCUUGCUCACUCGUACUUCAGUCGCCGUUGUCUUCACGAAGAGCUGCAGCAAUCAAGCGUUUUUUAAUCUAGCCCGCAAGUCAUCUGCUAUCAAUAGUAGUUGUAUCGUACCGUUGCAAUUGCAAAAGUGCAACUACACUAAAAAAGCCAUGUCUUUGCCACGUUGUUUUUUUGAUAUGGUUGUUGAUAAUAAACCGCUCGGACGAAUCGUUAUCGAGCUACGACCAGACGUGACACCCAAAACCUGCGAAAACUUUCGUGCUCUAUGUACCGGCGAGAAAGGCUUCGGCUACAAGGGGUCCAUUUUCCAUCGUGUCAUCCCGAACUUCAUGUGCCAGGGAGGUGACUUCCAAAACCAUAAUGGAACCGGCGGCAAGUCCAUCUAUGGCAACAAGUUCGAAGAUGAAAAUUUCAUCCUGAAGCACACUGGACCGGGAAUUUUGUCGAUGGCAAACGCAGGGCCGCACACCAACGGUUCGCAAUUUUUCAUCACCACGGUUAAGACGUCCUGGCUCGACAAUCGCCACGUCGUGUUUGGAUGCGUCGUCGAUGGAAUGGAUGUAGUACGGAAGAUCGAAUCAUUCGGCUGUCACUCCGGCAAACCAUCUAAACAGAUCGUGGUGGCCAACUGUGGAAUGCUGUAAUAUGCAGCGCUUGCUACUCUGGUCGUUCUUUUCGUCUUCGUCGUCACGUUCGUCUAUCGAUACACUCUGCAUUUCUUCGGUGAAGAACACAUGUGUUAAAUGUGAUUUUUCCUAUUAAUUUCAUAUUGCUAGUGACAGCUAACCAUGGUGUAGUGAAGACGAGUCGAUAGAAUGGGACGGUACGCCAGUCUAAUUUAAAAGCAAUUCAGAAAAGCCCCAGGCAGUUUACAAAGUCGUCUCUCAUGAAACGUAGCAUCUUUAGCUAGUUAAUUAACAAUUCACUGUCAUAAAUACGGCCCAGUCCGUUCUUCUAAGGUAAAAAAAAACAAUCCAGUGUCAGUUAAUAACUCACAGAAUGUUAGGUUGGCGUUGUAUUGUGCCACAUUUUCAAUGAGUUUCUUGAAUAGUUUCGAUCUUGGUUUCAUGGUCUUUUUACAGGCCCAUUCUAUCGACUCGAACAUUGAUACUCCUAUAAAACAACGGAACAGUCUAUAUCAACCGCCUUGAUUCAAUCCAUUCAACCAGGGAGCAGAGUUUUUGACCUAGAGUAGAUUGAGUUUCCGACUAGAGAACGUGCAAUCCAAAAAUCCUUGUACGCUUAACCCUUCAGCCGGUGUCACUAGCUAUAACUGCAUAGUGUGUUGCACACACGCUGUCAUUUAGUGGAGCCAGUGGAACUUGUAUAGUGCUUAGUAGGAGAAAAGCUGGAGAAAAGUUGGAUUAUAUAUGUAGGUUGAAUUCUAUCUCCUUGUAUUACGGCUUAUUCAUUGCUCUGAUGUAACAUAAUCAAUAUUUUCGGAUUUCAUUUGAUUAAUAAUGAACGUUUUUUUCCUAUUUAUCGCCUUCUCUUGCUGUAUGUUUCUUAAAGUAGUUUGCAAUCUGCCGCCCGGUGAUAGGACAGUCGGUAAACGCUCGUCGUUGUCACGCAGCCGGCCAUGGUUUCGAUUCCCGAUACCGCCGUGACAACGAGGGGUUGGCGCGGUACCAACAACCCCGCCGGUAGAAACAAACCGUUACAGAAAAGCAUCAGAGAUUAACAUUGUCUCUGGUGCCAGGCUAAGACCGCUCAGCGGUUGGUGUCCAACAAGAAGAAGUAUGCAAUCUACUCAAAACAACAGGAGCCUAACAUUGACUCCUAAGGACAUGCAGUAAUGUUGGUGAUGGCGGAAGAAUUUGUUUACAUCGGAUAAUAAGCUAAGAUUAUUAGGUUUUUUUGGAUUUCAUAUACUCUAUUAGGAAAAUCAGCGUACUCUAUUUUGACCUAUUCGACAGUAACGCCAUCAGAACGCGCGUCGUUCAACCUAAAGUAAGUUAACGCAUCUCGCCCACGUAAAACCGGAGCAGUAGCUAGUCGGGGUGUCUAAAUUCGAUAAAAACUAAUUUAGGAUAUAAACAAUUCAACGGCAAGUUCAUUAGCUUUUUUUAUAUAUAGAGUUGUUGUUGACAGCCAUCACCGUGUAGUUAUUCAGUAACGGCGAAGGCAGUUGUAAAUGUUUCAAUAAGUUUUUAGCGAAUUGAGCAGCAACGACUAGCGAACUCUUGGUCCUUCUAAAGCAAAGUUGGGAACGGGGAACUGUCUUUCUUCAGCCAAUCAGGACGUGUCAGACGAUUCAUUUCAUUCAAUCAAAUCGCAUGUUUUUCAGGCGUGAUAAUAUAGGAGUUUCACUGUAUUUAAUAUGGACCUUUCUUGAUUCGUUAUUUUGUUUUUUUGGCAUAACAGCGGAUGCGCUUUAAUAACGCCAAGAUUCAUCCAAUCAGUGAGCAAUGUUUUUGACAGAUGGACGAACGGUAACGUCGUCAGAACGCGUCGAUCAAUCAAUGACGGCAUACAGACGUUCUAAAGUUUUGAUAGAACCAAUAAAGUAACUACUUUUUGUAGA